Molecule: messenger RNA, 1086 nt
Organism: Closterium sp. Naga37s-1
Lineage: Eukaryota; Viridiplantae; Streptophyta; Zygnematophyceae; Desmidiales; Closteriaceae
Source: the annotation of a GenBank genome assembly
AUGAAUGCUUACGUGGCAGGAGGAGAAGGGAACUCGACCGGUGCUGGUAGUUUGGCGUCAGGGCAGGGAGGGUAUGGGCAAGGGUACGCAUGGAGUUAUGGCGUGUAUGGGGGUGGGAGUGUGGGCGGUGGGAGUGUGGCGAGCGGGAGUGUGGGGAGUGGGGGUGCGGGAAGUGGUUACAUGGGAGGAGGUAACCUGGGUUAUGCAGCAAGAGUGGGAGGAGGAGGAGGAGGCGCAGGAGGAGCGUAUGGGGUCGCAGGAGCAGGGAGUUACAACACUGGAAGAAUGAUUCACCCCAUGUACAUGGGAAGCGGAUCCCUCAGGCAAGCUCCAAGCGGGCCGCACCAGCAGCAGCAGGACGCGGGGCGCAUUGACUAUGCGCCUCAAGUGGCAGCCAUGGCAACAAAGCACCACCCCAACCUGGUGCGUCUACUAGGCUACUGCAUCGACAUGAACCCAGCAGCGCAGGGCAGGGGAGACAUGAGCAUGGAGCAGAUAGUGGUCUACGAGUUCAUGGCCCACGGCGACCUCGAGCACUGGGUGGGGGAGGCGGCGCCACAGCCGCUGCCCAUAGCGCAGCGCUUGUCGGUGCUCAUAGGCGUGGCCCAUGGGAUAGAGUAUCUGCACAGCUUUGGCAUCGUGCAUCGGGAUAUCAAGCCCGCCAACAUCCUGCUCGAUGACAAGUUCGAGGCCAAGAUUGCUGACUUUGGGUUGCUGAGGGAGGGAGAGGGCACCACUGUGUGCGCCACCAGAGUGAUGGGCACUCCGGACUAUGUGGACCCUGCUUACUUCAAGUCCAGCAAGGCCACCCCCAUGGCUGAUGUAUACAGCUUCGGUGUGGUGAUGCUGAUGGUGCUAUCGGCACGGCCAGCAGUCAUCACAGACGGCACCGGCUCCCAGCUCAACAUUCGCAAAUGGGCGGACGACCUAAUCCAAGCAGGCAGAGCAGACCAGCUCAAGGACCCCCGAUUGGACGCUCCCACAGAUUUGAUUCUGCGGAUGGCACAGCUGGCACUGCGCUGCGCGGCCAUGCCGACCGUGUGUCGUCCUGACAUGAUCCAGGUGGUAUCUGUGUCAGAAGUAUAG